Messenger RNA from Aedes albopictus (Asian tiger mosquito), 988 nucleotides. RefSeq names its product ficolin-3-like. The coding region runs from base 115 to 876 and encodes 253 amino acids. Lineage: Eukaryota; Metazoa; Arthropoda; Insecta; Diptera; Culicidae. The record is from RefSeq and is a predicted model, not a curated record. The transcript has 2 exons.
GACAAUGUGGCGCUGUUCGAUUGUCAGAAUCUAUAAAAUCAGUAUAAUUGCCACCGUUCGUGCCAAGUGCAUCCUGGAUGGCCAAUAAUUUGCGAAAUUGAUAAUCAACCGGAAAUGAACCUCAUAAUAAAGUCAAUAUCUCUGCUAAUCGCAAUAGCACUCCACGGUAGUUGGCUAAGUUCAGCGCAAUUGAAUAAUCGUCAGCCCCAGUACUUUGAAUCGUGCAAUGAUGCACCAAACGUAUCCGGUAUCUAUCUGAUCAAACCUUGGAACAACUCCGCCCCGUUCCAAGCGUUUUGCGAGCAGCAACUCUUUGGAGGACACUGGCUCCAGUUUCAAAACCGUCAGGAUGGUUCGACGAAUUUCAAUCGUAGUUGGAACGAUUAUAAAUUCGGUUUCGGGAGCUUACAGCGGGAGUUUUGGCUCGGGCUAGAAAAGCUUCAUCAGAUCACUCACGGAAAACCAUGCGAGCUGAUGGUGCUGAUGGCCAACUACAGUGAAUUUCCAGUAUGGUAUCACUACACCUUUGGAGUUGCUGACGAAGCUGCAAACUAUGAGCUGAAGUUGCUGGGAUUCAUGGAGGGGACUGCUGGCGAGUCGUUCUAUGACUACCGGAAGGAGAAUUUCAGCACCUACGACAGGGAUAACGAUAAAUCUGAAAGCAAUUGUGCAGCCACCAUGAGAAGCGGUCACUGGCAUCUGGACUGUGGAACUGGAGUUAGGCGAAAUAACCUGAACGGAGUUUAUAGCGAUCGGGUGUUAGAUCACGGGGCAGGAAUGUGGUGGGGUGGUUUUGGUGGACCCUCAAACCCCUUGAAAUGGUCGAAAAUGUUUGUUAAAGUCAGACCACCCCAAAAGUCUCGUGUUUCUUCCUAAGGUUAAGAUAGUAAUGAAGACUGGACAAUGUAAUGUCCAUCGUAUUAAUCUUAUUAUUUUAUCUAAUUGAAUUUCAAUGAAAACUAUAAUAUAAAACGAUAACUACAACAUA